Oryzias melastigma (Indian medaka) is the source of this 447-nucleotide messenger RNA. RefSeq names its product porphobilinogen deaminase. Lineage: Eukaryota; Metazoa; Chordata; Actinopteri; Beloniformes; Adrianichthyidae. Gene Ontology annotation, cellular component: cytoplasm. Gene Ontology annotation, molecular function: hydroxymethylbilane synthase activity. Gene Ontology annotation, biological process: heme biosynthetic process. The record is from RefSeq and is a predicted model, not a curated record.
GACCAGCAUCUGCUCGGGGGGAUCGAGCUCAGAAGGGGUGGAUGAGCGCCUUCAGAGGGUGGGGGUCACUGCCACAAAGAUCCCUGCAGACCUCCAGGAUGGAGCCGAGCGUCUGGGCGUGGAUCUGGCUGACCUGCUGCUGACUAAAGGAGCCAAAGAAAUCCUGACGGUGGCCCGGCAGCUCAAUGAUGCCAGAUAGUGGUUUUUGGUUCUCCCACAAGCCCUGUGAAUAUUUGGGGGGAGCUUCUUAACUGAGGCUUGUAGGGGACGGGUCUUCAGACCCCCUGGAUCCUGCUUCUCAUUUGGUUUCUGACUUUUUACCAAAAGCAGUGUUGACCCCCCCAUAUCUCUGUCCCCACUGAGAUUUUAACAUUGUAGAUGUAUGUGUAUGUGUGUGUGUGGUUUUUUUUGGGGGGGGUGUCUCUGUGAAUAAAAGAAGGAAAUCUA